This is a messenger RNA of Epinephelus fuscoguttatus (brown-marbled grouper), 3690 nucleotides long. It is a transcript of the gene osgin2, whose product is annotated as oxidative stress induced growth inhibitor family member 2. The coding region runs from base 166 to 1836 and encodes 556 amino acids. The record is from RefSeq and is a predicted model, not a curated record. The transcript has 6 exons. NCBI's taxonomy places the organism in Eukaryota, Metazoa, Chordata, Actinopteri, Perciformes, Serranidae.
GCAGGACACCGGGUUCUCUCUCACACACACAUACACAGUCUGUACCAUCAAGACACAGACAAGAUCUAUCUCUUAAGCGACAUUUACAGGCUGGUCAGACCUGAAUAAACCAGGUCUGCUCGGAUUUAACAGCACGGAGUGCCGGCUCUGGCCCAGGCUCCAGCCAUGCCUCUUCUGGAAGAGACCACUCUGCGACAAGAGCACCCACCCACUGUCCCCGUGGUCAUCAUUGGCAAUGGCCCAUCAGGUAUCUGUCUGUCCUACCUGCUGAGUGGAUACAAGCCCUACCUUGAUACAACAACUGUCCACCCAAACCCCAUACUGUACAGGAAACUGCAGGAGACCAAGCACCUAUCCAUCACUGAACAGGAUCUGGAAUAUCUGAGUGAAGGUCUCGAGGGGAGAUCGAGGAACCCUGUGGCUGUGCUUUUUGACACACUUCUACACCCCAAUGCUGACUUUGGCUACGAGUUCCCUCCUGUCCUUCAGUGGAGGAGGGACAAGCAGCAGCACAUCCCACAUCUGGUGCUCGGGAGGGCAACACCUGGAGGUGCUUGGCAUGCAAUGGAAGGCUCCAUGCUGACUAUUAGUCUUGGUAUCUGGAUGGAGCUUCCCGGUGUUAACUAUAGAGACUUGACAAACGGGAAACGCAGGGAUGUAACCAGUGACAGAGCCACCCCAGAGGAGAUAUCAUCCUAUUAUCGUAACUAUGUGAAGCUAAAGGGCCUCCAAAAGAAUUUUGUUGACAACACCUACGUGACCUCUGUCCAGAAACUCAGCCGGGGGCACGAGGGGGAAGGUCUGGAGAAUGGGCACACUGAUCAAGGAGAUGGAGGGGUGGUAGAUGGUGGGAAUGAAGGCUUUGAGGUAAAUGGAGUUGAGUGUCUCAACAAGGGAGGAGGGGGGGCUCUCUGGGAGGUAAGGGGAUACCAGCAGGUGCAGAACGACACUCAUGUUCCCUUCUCUCUGUUUGCUGAGAAUGUAGUUCUGGCCACUGGUGCGUCUGAUUCACCAGUUCGAUUAGGCGCAGAGGGGGAGGACCUACCGUUUGUAUCCCACAGCAUCUCAGAUUUGGGUUUGGCUGUAAGCCUGAGAAAACUGGAUAUGAACUCUGAUCCGAUUUUAAUUGUAGGUGCGGGUUUAAGUGCUGCAGACGCAGUUCUGUGCGCUUGUAACAGCAACAUAAGAGUGCUUCAUGUCUUUCGUAAGAGCGUAGACGACCCAGACCUCAUCUUCAAACAGCUGCCCAAGACCCUGUACCCAGAGUACCACAAAGUCUAUAACAUGAUGUGCUCUCAGACCUACACAAACGUGGCUCCCUCCUCUGCUUCAAACAGACCCCAGGCUGUAAGCAUUGCCUCUUCAGUAUGUGCCAAGAUGUGCCCAAAGCCCCAACUUGCCACAGGUAACAUGGCUGGUAAUGCCAGUGUCAGCCUGUUUCCUGACUACACCAGUUUCCCUGAACACUGCGUGGUGUCCUUCCAGUCUGACAUGAAGUGUUUGCUGCAGGGGAACAACUCCCUCAAGGCAUUCAAGAUCUCCAUGGCACUAGUGCUGAUCGGGACCAACCCUAACUUGUUUUUCUUGAAGGGUCAGGGCCAGUACCUGGGUCAGGAUCCGACAAAACCCAUCUCUUGCACGCAGAACCCCAUUGACAUCCACCCCUACACUUUUGAGUGCACCAAGGAGCCAGGUCUGUUUGCCAUGGGCCCGCUAGUGGGAGACAACUUUGUUCGCUUUUUGAAGGGUGGUGCUUUAGGCAUUGCCUCCUGUCUGCUGAAGAAACUCAAGAAGAAAGAGAAACUCAUCAGCAAUGGAGGGAACAACUUCAUUUGAUGGAUAAAAGAGCAGUACACGUUGGUCGUAGGGCACAGAUUUCAAGCGCCUCUUACCAACUGAUGUAAAGGGUGAAGGGGGAAACGAGUUUUAAUAUGUUUUAAUCAUUUAGGCAGUGUUUUUUCAUCAAAGCUAAGGCAUUUUUACAACUUUCUGAGACCAAAAAGACAAUGGAUGUACACUAAUUAGUUUCUAAAGAAACAAAAGACAGCUUUCAACAGUCUUGUCUGACUUCAUAAGAAGUCCCCAGAAGUCCAAGCUACCAUGUGCCAAUGUUUUCUAGUCAAUCUGUAACCUCACAACUGAAUGGGACCUUAUUUUCAUCAGGGUUAUUUAUUCGUUCACCAUGUGUCUUUCAAUCCAUUUACUAACAACAGUUAAAUGUUUGUCGUAUCACACUUUAAGUCUUAUUUUAGCUUUGCCUUUAGGAGAGGGGAAUGCUCAAAAGUAGAGGCCACUGUGCUCAUCCUCCAUGCAACUUAUAGCUAUAAUUGUGAGGACAAUCUGGUAUAACACAAAGUUACAAUCGUCUGACCUCUAAGAUAAACAACUCGGAGUGGUAAAUGUUUGCAAUAGUGGACACAAGAUUUAUCUCAAAACAUGUGACACAGCAAGUUCAUGGCUAAGCAAUCUAAAUGUUCCUGAUUAUUCUGAGCCUACCGUUAUUUUUAAACUUCAGAGGAUUCUUUGUUUAGCUGCUAUUGUAGGUAGUUGGAGCCAUAUACCUAAAAAACUUUAAGUCUAAUAAAUCUGACCUGCUGCUUUGGUUACAGUGAUACUGACAGGAUUUCUAUGCAAACAAUUUCCCUUGCAGAUCUGAAUGUAUUCUUGGGCACCCACUGACAAUUUUACCAUUUAGAUUCAAGUAUCCUGGCAAAAGACACGCACUCAUUAAAGGAUCAUUCUGGUGUUUUACAUUUUUCUUCUUUUUAAAAAUGUAUUUCUAUACAGUACGCACAUCUUCAGAUGUAAACUUCAGCCAACAGUGAAAAUCUUGGCAGUUUUUAACAUUUGUUUAGAUUUACAUUUAGAGCAACGGCAAAUGUAAUUGCGAGAUUACUAGGGGCCAGGGCACAUGCCGUGUCUUUGACCACCUAGAAAUGCGAGAUCGAGCACUGGGUGCUACUCUUGCCAGUACUCUGUGCCAACUUUUAAGGGUGUGCAGGCAGGUUGCAUCUGAAGUUUUUAAGUGACCAUAACUUCAAGUGUGUAUUAGGCCUAAAAUGUUUUUUCAUAUUUAUUAUAGACUGAUGUUAAUGGCAGAAAGGGAAGAUACUGGCUGUGAUUGGUUGUUCCUCGUCAUAUGACAUGCAGUGUGCAUUGCUGUGUUGCAAAAGUUAAACUUUGAGUAUCUCAGGCCGCAGCCAUAGCACCCUGAAAAACAGGCACUUGGAAACACUCAUGUGCCGUGACAGCGCUUUCGCUUUUGAGCGUGCCUUUGACGCAUCUACAGAGAAAACACUAGAUCUGAGAACGCUUAAUGCACAUCCUAAUUUUCCCCACUGAUAGUGCUUGCUUUUUUUUUUUUUUUUUUUUUCAAAUUUGGUUCAUUUGGCAGCCAGCUUUUAAUUCUGAGACAUGGAAACUUCUCAUCAGAUGAGCCCACGCUAACGUGUGUUACCCCACAAUGAUGUAUUUUGGCAAAAUGAAGAUGGGCAUGGUGUUCACUGAGAGAGUUCAUUAGCGGUAAAAUAUAAUUUCUAGAAGACAGGAUAAAACAGCAGCAUGGUAAUUUAACUUAAUAUCACCCAUUACAUCAUGACUGGAAUAUUAUGAAAAAGUAAAACAAUUCUUUCCUUCACAAUCCAUUUAUCUAAACACUUAAAAUUUUCUUGUCAUUUAAGCCAGUCAGUG